This is a messenger RNA of Drosophila willistoni, 1252 nucleotides long. Its product is annotated as WW domain-binding protein 4. The record is from RefSeq and is a predicted model, not a curated record. The transcript has 4 exons. Gene Ontology annotation, biological process: mRNA splicing, via spliceosome. Lineage: Eukaryota; Metazoa; Arthropoda; Insecta; Diptera; Drosophilidae. Bases 86 to 1126 code for a protein of 346 amino acids. Gene Ontology annotation, molecular function: RNA binding; zinc ion binding; protein binding. Gene Ontology annotation, cellular component: nucleus; precatalytic spliceosome.
AGCAUGGUCACACUAACUAGUUUGUGUACAAAAUUUCAGGAAACUAAGUCGAGUUUAACACAACGUUCUUUUGUACAAUUUUAACAUGACUGAAUACUGGAAGUCUAACGAGAGGAAAUACUGUGAUUUUUGCAAAUGCUGGAUCAGCGACAACAAGGCCAGUGUGGCCUUCCACGAAAGCGGCAAGCGACACAAACUAAAUGUGGCCAAACGGAUCACGGACAUCAGUCGCAACAGCGAGAAGUCGGAGCGGGAGCGUCAGAAGAUGGAUGCAGACAUACGUAAAAUGGAGGAAGCUGCCAUGAAGUCAUAUGCCCAGGAUAUUCACAAUCGUAGUGAUAUGACGGCACGUUCAAUCAACACAGUGAUCAAUGCCAGCACGUCCACCAGCGGUAUCACAUCCUCCUCAACAGGUUAUCGAAUGCAACGGCAAGUGGAUCCCAUGCGUUUGGUGGGUGACUCCGAUGAUGAGGAUGGAGAUGAAAGUCGUCGUGUUGGUAUAACCAAAGUGACCGAAUCUGUGGUGCCGGAUGCCUCGCUCUGGGUGGAAGGAAAAUCAGACGAGGGCCACACCUACUAUUGGAACGUGAAGACAAAUGAAUCCGUCUGGGAGCCCCCCAAAGAGGGUUAUCUUUCGUAUGAGGAGUACGAGCGCAUUAAUCAAUUGGCUUUACAUCAGCAGGAGCUGUCACAAGAGCAGGAAUCACUAAAGUUUCGUGCCAAUGCCGACGAGGAAGUUGCCCGUGUAAACCGGGAACGUCUGAAGGCAUUCCGGAAGCCAGAGGCUGCAAAAGAAAAGAAACAAAAGGAGGAGAAACGGCAAACAUUUAAAACGGAAGAGGAGGCAGCCACCAAUGAGAUUGGUCAAUGGCAAACAGUUGUUGUCAAGCCUCCAGAGAAGCCGAUUGAUUGGGAAUUGCCAAACUAUGAUAAUUAUAAGCCUGCACCUGUUGUCCCACAACCUGCGAAUGAUGCAGAGCCUCCAGUUAAACGGUUUAAAGAGAGGACAGUGACUGCUUUAGCAGCCGAUGAGGAUGAAGCGCACAGUGGAAGCUCCUCUUCAACUAUGUUUAAAAAACGGAAAUUUGGCAACAAAGGCAAUGCACGUAAACGUUUGGAUGAUUAGUACAAAUAUGUUAUUGUAAAAAUUAAGUUAACUAGUAAACCGUAGAUGUCAGGAAUUACUAACAUACCAUUCAAAUUAUUUUGGUAAUUAAGAAAUUUUAAAACUUGUAUAUGGCUACAUACAAAA